This is a messenger RNA of Acanthaster planci (crown-of-thorns starfish), 4602 nucleotides long. Its product is annotated as protein prenyltransferase alpha subunit repeat-containing protein 1-like. NCBI's taxonomy places the organism in Eukaryota, Metazoa, Echinodermata, Asteroidea, Valvatida, Acanthasteridae. Gene Ontology annotation, cellular component: cytoplasm. Gene Ontology annotation, biological process: protein prenylation. The record is from RefSeq and is a predicted model, not a curated record. Gene Ontology annotation, molecular function: protein prenyltransferase activity.
ACAGGUACCAGACACAAUUAGAUGAUGUAGAGAUGGCCGAGGACAGCCGAGCUGUACGGAUUUUGUCUGAUUUGUGUGGCGUUUUACGUCGAGAAAAGAAUGUACACGACUUUGGCUUUGUCUACUGCCCUGAGCCAUUGUGUAACAAGAGCCCUAUCGUAGUGGUUGAUGGGAACUUGGGCAUUGAGACAUGGAGCAUUAAACCUCUGUACUUUCAUGCCUACUCACAACUCUUCCACAGCAAGCACAGACAACAUGACUUGAAAAGGUCAGGUGACUGCAGCAUGGCUGUUCUCCUACUUAAUCCUGAUUGCCUCUCUGCAUGGAAUCUCAGGAAACAACUUGUCUUGAACAAAUACUUAAAAGCAGAGGAGGAGUUGAACCUUGCCCGACUGGUCUUGUCAAAGCAUCCCAAGAGCACAGAGACAUUCAGCCAAAGACGUUGGCUCCUGCAACAGUUAUUUCCUAUCGCAAAGCUAGAAAAAGGCAAUGCCCCCAGAACUGAGUUCCCAGAGGAUAACCUGGCAGGACUUCAUCCCAGUGUGGCUGACAGUUUACAAGAACAAGAUGGAGAGAAUGCCCACAGGCAACCACAUGAUGAGACGCUGAUGAUAUUCGUCAGGGCCGAGAUGGAGGUUUGCGAAUUGGCUGCUGGCCGGUACCCAAGCAACUACAAUGCCUGGAGCCACAGGAUAUGGGUUGUUGAGCAUCUAGCUGGUUGCCCGCCACAGUUCCUGAAGUCUGAGUUAAGAGCCACCAAGUCCUGGGUGUCUUCUCAUGUGUCUGAUCACAGCGGCUUCCAUUAUCGGCAGUUUCUCCUCGGCACGUUGACGGGGCUUUCCCGGCCCAACCGUCUGUACCCUGGAUCUCCCCUAAGGUCCGGCUUGGGGUCUGACACCGCUCUUCCUGGGAGUCUCAUCCUGGAGGAGCUACAGCUCAUCCUAGAGCUGGUGAUGUCUUACCCUGGGCACGAGGCCGUGUGGUAUCAUAGGCGGUUUGUGGUUUAUCUGCGGAAGACACUUUUAUGCAGUGGAUCUGUAGCAGCUGUGGAUCAAACUACUGGAAGCCUGGGAGCUUAUGGUGGUGUUGAAUUAUUGCACAUGGAGACAUCAUCACUAGACAAAGCUUCAGUCAAGGAUUGCCCAACUGCAGAUCAGUCACAGCAGAAGCAGCAGAUUGGAAACUGUCCAACUGGGAAACAACCGAUUGAGAAUCAGCCAAUCAAGAAUCGGCCACUUGCACGACGGCCCUUCAAGAAUGGGCAAAGUGAAGCCUGUGGAGGAGAUUCUCAAACAGACACUGGAGAAGAUUUUCGAAGAAGAGACGCCAUGUUUCCUGCUAUGCAACUCCCUUCAAGAUGCUCUCACGAUAGGUCCUUACUGCAGCCAGCCAGUGAGCAAGUCUCAGAUCAGUUGCCUCCUGUCCAGACCUCUGUUCAAGUGACUUCCAAGAGGCCAGAGGGAGUAUCUUCCCUUGCGCACGAUGUCUUGCCCAGUGAGGUCCUAUGGCUGGUUCAGCAUGAGAGGAGGUUCGCUGACAUUGCUGUGGAUGGCACAGCUCGGUCAGAGAGACCAGCACAACAACGAUGUGCAGAAAACUACUGCCGUUGGUUAGAAAACUUGCUGACAACCAGUGGUCAGUAGGCAAUAUUUUCAACUGAUUUGGGGUUCUGAAACACCAACCACUUUUGCAAUACUAACAGAAGUACGGGGUCUGUUUACGGAAAUAAAGUAUGUGAUGAAACUCACGUUUCAAAAAAGUAUGUGAUGAAACAUUACAGAUUGGAGAUUGACUCAAAUUUAAUUCCUUGAACAUUUACAUGUAUGUAUCAUCACUGCCGUGCAGCCACACUAAAUUAUGUUCCUUCCAUGCGAAGAUACCAAGACGUUUGUGCACAUGUGAUGAAAUUUGAUUGCGUGGCCUUCACACCGUCUGGUGCCAGUGUGCAUGUAACACGUCAUUCCUCUGCUCAAGUGAGGAGGUCCCAAGAGACUGUGUACAGUUCUGCACUAAAUUCACACAGAAGUUUGAUUUAAACAGUUAAACAUAAUUUGACUAACUUUGGUUGAAGGCACGGUUGUUGAUGAUGGUUGGACUAAUCUUGUUCAUUAACCAGGACCAGCCUACCAUGAAAUGCUUCUACUAGAAUCAUUAAAAUUAAUUUAUUGGAAGGUGCUCUCAAUCAGUCCAGAAUCUUAUCUGAGCAGAUGUGGGAAGUUUGUACUUAAUCUUGUUAUGAAAUCGUGUGUGCAUGAAACUGAAAUUUUGGUUUAAACUCAGUUUUUAAUUAACAGAAUUAAUGAGACUUUAUGUCCACACAUUGGAUAAGGCACUUUGUGUUUUAUAGAUGCACCAAGUGUGUGUUUUAUGAUUUUGUGCUGUACAAAAAUUACUAAUAUUCGUCUUUCAACAGUUGCAUGAUGGUAUUCUUUCCAUAGACGUACUGGUGUCUUCCUUAAAGUUUGGUUUUUAAAUCAGCUGUUGAGACUGUGUGUGAUCCAGUGGAACUUUUUAACCUUCAAUGCAAGUUUUUAAGUGUCUACAAGUGUUAAGGUGUUACGAUUUGUGUUACAUACAUGUUGGGGCUGGGCAUGAAAGUGUUCAGGUUUAACACCACAUGUAAGUGUCCCAAGCUAAAGUGAAAAACGUUUGAUGGAGAGCAGUAUAACUCGGUUUCAGCAGAAUCUCCAAGAAAGUUUCAGGAGAGUUCAUGAGAAUUCAUUUUUUCCACUCUGAAGUCACAGUUAUCACAGAUGAAACAGUUUAGCGGGCUCUGUGAUGCACUUUAACCUGGUCAAAUGGCGCACUAUUGGCUUUGUCCACAAGACAGGCAUUGCGAAUCAAAAGUGAGUCAAUCCCUGUUCAAGUUUUUGUAAAAUUUGACAUAUGGGAAUUAAGAUGAAUUAAAGGGACAUCCUUGUGCUCCCAUGGGUACUUUCAAAUCACGAUUAAAAAGUCACAUCCUCUUUAAUGAGUAAUAAAAUAUUUAUUUUUUUCAAAUUGAGGCUGUACAUGUAAUCAUAGCCGUAUAGUCAGACUCAUUCCCACUUCCAAGAGUUCAUUAAAUAAAGUGGAUUCAGGGAACACCACCAUGGGAACUUGCAUAUUAUGCUAAACGCACAAGGGAAGGGGACAUCUAAGACAAAACCAUACUUUUUUUUCCUCAGGUGACGAUUGCCAUUGUCUCAUUUCUCUACCACAUACUGCAUGCUAUCUUGAAAUGUUAUAGAAUCCAUUUCUUUUCAGACGUGCUUGAUCCUUGAAUACUAUCGGAUUUGAAAUGUCUUCGGAAUUGUCAGGCACUGUCAGGGAUAAAGUCUCAAAGAAGGAUAUCUUACUACUAGAGUUGCAAAUAUCCCCCUGCACACAGCAGGGACCUGGGACAGUGACAUUUGUACACAUUUGAUGAGAGUGAGCGAGAUCAUAGUUAACCGUGGUUCUGAACAAGGUCUAAGUAGGCUCAGCUCAAAACCAUACUACACUACAGAGUGCACUCAACAGUUCCCACACAAAGCCUAUAGGGAGCAAAGGUAACAGCAGUUAAAAACGGGACAGCAAUCCUCUUGCAGCGCAAACACGUUCUGAAACUUUAUUUCCAAUAUUUCAUUGGAUACUGUCAUUUAGUAUGGGGAUGGAACAUUACUUCAGGCGGUCUUUAUUUUACAAUUUUACAGUAAGUUCUAAAUAUCUAGAACAGUACAAGCAAAGGGGUUACAGCUAAUGUUUACAUUCACACAAAUUCAUGGAACAGCAUAAAAAAAUGAGUAACAAUUAUGUUAAAAAGAUGUUUACUACCUUAAGAAAGUAAAAAAAAAUAAAAAAAUAAAAAACUAGUUUUUUGUAAUUAGUUUCAAUAACUUCAAUUUCAAAAAAAUUCAGAGUCCACAACCACGUCUCUGCCAUUUAUCAUGUCCCAGAGAGCAGAUCUAUACAUUAGAUUUUACAUUUAAAUGUACGCUAUCAAACAACAUUGUAUAUUUAAAAGAACCCUUUAGUUCAACAGUAUUGUUACAUUACAUAAAACUGACCAGGGGCUACAUAAUGCCAAAUUGAUGACCACAGCUUGUUACAAAAAUGAAUUCUGCAAUGGAUCAUUCAUCAGAUUACAAACUCGAUGAGUUGUGAUUGAAUCAAGGACAAGUUAAUCACUUGUCUUAUCAUAAAUCGGUUCACGUCAGAAUAUGAACCAUGCAUAUGUCACAGUCUCCUUGAGUGGCUUGUGACUUUGAUUUGAGUUUACAUACAGGUUUCCAAAUGUUGAAUACAUGUAAUUGCCGGGGGUUCAGUGCACUGUCUUGCAUUACAAUAAUUUAUUCUCACCAUUUUCUCGCCAAGAAUUCUCCAUCUUGCAUCAAUAGUCUCUGACAGCUUGAACAAUAGAACAACUUGCCACUGAUUCGUAGUGACUUUUGAUUGAUCCAGUUUUCACUCUGGAAAUCUGAUGUUCCUGGAUUGUUGCUUGUGAUAUCAUUUUUUCCUCAUUGUGGUUAUGUCUACAGUAUUAGCCCACAAUAAGCCUUUAGUGAGUUGAAUUUGAAGAAAAUCCGGUACCAUGAGUUUUUUUAAAUUCUCACGAAAAUACCUCGUGAUUUGGGGCAAGCU